Bombina bombina (fire-bellied toad) is the source of this 1433-nucleotide messenger RNA. It is a transcript of the gene SLC25A3, whose product is annotated as solute carrier family 25 member 3. NCBI's taxonomy places the organism in Eukaryota, Metazoa, Chordata, Amphibia, Anura, Bombinatoridae. The coding region runs from base 157 to 1236 and encodes 359 amino acids. The transcript has 8 exons. The record is from RefSeq and is a predicted model, not a curated record. Gene Ontology annotation, molecular function: phosphate transmembrane transporter activity. Gene Ontology annotation, cellular component: mitochondrial inner membrane. Gene Ontology annotation, biological process: mitochondrial phosphate ion transmembrane transport.
GUUCCGUUACGUUAAACAUAUGGACCAAUUAGAACAACAUGUUGGUAUGAUGGGCGUAGCACUGACGUCACGAAAGGACAAAUUCAUUAGCUCUGGAGGACGUUCUCUCUGUUAACCGGCGAGUGGCAAGACACCGCCAUCUUAUUAGUUGCCACCAUGUAUUCAUCCGUUGCACCGUUAGCUCGGGUUAACCCGUUUAGUGCCCCUCAAUUCCAGCUAGGGCAGGAUGGCCUGACUGAAAGAAAGAGCAGCACCUCUCAGGCUCCGCCAACUCGUCACUUUGCUGCGGCUGCUGUUCAGGAUGAGCAAUACAGCUGUGAAUAUGGCUCCACAAAGUUCUAUGCACUGUGUGGUUUUGGUGGCAUCCUCAGUUGUGGUUUAACUCACACUGCAGUCGUACCUCUGGAUUUGGUGAAGUGCCGCAUUCAGGUGGAUCCAAAAAAGUACAAGAGCAUCUUCAAUGGUUUUUCUGUCACUCUUAAGGAAGAUGGUGUCCGUGGCCUUGCAAAAGGAUGGGCACCAACCUUCAUUGGAUAUUCCAUGCAAGGGCUUUGUAAAUUCGGUUUCUAUGAAGUAUUCAAAGUAUUGUAUGGCAAUCUGUUAGGAGAGGAAAAUUCUUACCAGUGGCGCACUUCUCUGUACCUGGCUGCAUCUGCUAGUGCAGAAUUCUUUGCUGAUAUUGCUCUGGCUCCAAUGGAAGCCGCAAAAGUGCGUAUUCAAACGCAGCCAGGUUAUGCUAAUACACUAAGGCAAGCUCUUCCCAAAAUGUACGCAGAAGAAGGCAUAUGGGCGUUUUACAAAGGAGUUGCUCCUCUUUGGAUGAGACAGAUUCCAUACACAAUGAUGAAAUUUGCUUGCUUUGAACGUACUGUUGAAGCGCUCUAUAAGUAUGUUGUGCCCAAACCCAGAAGUGAAUGUUCAAAAUCUGAACAACUGGUGGUUACAUUUGUGGCAGGUUAUAUUGCUGGUGUGUUCUGUGCAAUUGUUUCCCAUCCUGCUGAUUCUGUGGUCUCUGUGUUGAACAAAGAAAGUGGAAGCACUGCCGUGGCGGUGCUGAAGAAACUUGGGCCCAAAGGAGUUUGGAAGGGGCUUACUGCCCGUAUUAUCAUGAUUGGUACCUUGACUGCACUUCAGUGGUUCAUAUAUGACUCUGUGAAGGUCUACUUUAGACUUCCUCGCCCCCCUCCACCUGAGAUGCCAGAGUCUUUGAAGAAGAAGCUUGGCCUGACUCAAUAAAAAUAUGGACUAAAAAAAAAUCAUGAAAUUGACAGAUACUUUAACCUGUUUUUAUAAAGUCAACCAUGUAGGAUCUACCUACCAUUCUCAGAUGUAAUUAUUGGUUGUUCAUUCACUUUGCUUGGUAGCUGAAAAGUUGUAACUUGGUUUUACCACUUUACCUGUCUGUUGAAAUAAACAGAUUAUAUUUAAGAGUA